Messenger RNA from Helianthus annuus (common sunflower), 3580 nucleotides. RefSeq names its product protein SMAX1-LIKE 4. The transcript has 3 exons. Lineage: Eukaryota; Viridiplantae; Streptophyta; Magnoliopsida; Asterales; Asteraceae. The record is from RefSeq and is a predicted model, not a curated record. Bases 362 to 3496 code for a protein of 1044 amino acids.
AUAAAGGAGGUGUUAUAUCAUACAUGUUCCUACUAUAGCCUAACUUCCUCCUUCUCUAGCUUAAAAAAAAUAAGCCUGAGUUUCCCAUUUAUGUUUCUUGCUUCAAGAACCAGUAAGUGGGGUUUAGAGAGAGAAAGUGAUUGAGUGAGAGAGAGUGGUAGGGUUUUCACUUCAAGAAAGAUAAGGAUACACAGGUACCAUAUAUAGCUAAGCUUCUUCUUCUAAAGAACCCUAAAUUUACCAUCUUAAGGAAGAGCAAGAGGGUGUGGUUUAGAGAGAGAGUUUUUUGCUCAAGAAACUUAACCAUAGCUAGGGUUUACUCAUCUUUAGAGGGUGUGGGGGGUGGUGUUGGAGCCAAGUGAUGCGCUCAGGAGGUUGUACUGUACAGCAGACACUAACAACAGAGGCUGCUUCUGUGUUGAAGCACUCUCUCAGCCUUGCUAGGAGGAGGGGCCAUGCUCAGGUCACUCCUCUUCAUGUGGCUGCUACUCUUCUUAUGAGUUCAAGAGCCAGUAUUCUAAGAAGGGCUUGCAUCAAAUCACAAACCAAUUCUUCUCCAUCUUCCCAUAUUACCCCUUCUCUUCACCAUCCAAAUCCCCAUAUUACCCCUACCCCACCACCCCUCCAUUGUAGGGCACUUGAGCUUUGUUUUAAUGUGGCUCUCAACAGGCUCCCCACAACGCCUGGCCCACUCCUCCAUGGCCAACCUUCACUUUCUAAUGCUCUCAUUGCUGCACUCAAGAGAGCUCAAGCUCAUCAAAGAAGAGGGUGUAUUGAGAAUCAACAAACUCAAAGUCAGCAACAGUGUCAACAACAACAAAAUCCACCUUUGUUAGCCAUAAAAGUGGAGCUUGAACAACUCAUUCUUUCAAUUCUUGAUGAUCCAAGUGUUAGUAGGGUUAUGAGAGAAGCUGGUUUUUCAAGUACUGCUGUGAAAAGCAACUUAGAAGAGUUCUCUUCUAGCUCUUUAACUUCUGCACCAAGAGUGUUUUUUGGUAGUUCUGGUGGUGGUGUUUACUCAUCUCCUUCUUCACCAAACUCUGAUCACCAAUACAACCAUCUUCAUCAAAACCCUAACUUUUGGCAAACCCAUUUCUUGAACCACUCUCCUGACCAAAACCCUUCUCCAAAACUAGACCAUUCUUUGAAAAAAGAUGUCACCUUGGUUAUGGAGGUUUUGCUAGGGAAAAAAUCAAGAAAAAACACUGUGAUAGUUGGUGAUUCUUUAUCAAUAACUGAAGGUGUUGUCAUUGAGUUAAUGGGGAAGGUAGAAAGGGGAGAUGUCCCAAAUGAACUAAGAUGUGCUCAUUUCAUAAAGUUUCAGUUUUCAUCACUGCCAUUGAGGUUCAUGAAAAGGGAAGAAGUGGAGAUGAAUUUAGCAGAUUUAAGAAGAAAAGUUGAGUCUUUAUUAUCAACAGGAGAUGGAGUGAUCAUAUAUGCAGGUGAUCUAAAAUGGACAGUGGAUGAGAGAGAGCUUGGAGGAGAGAGAGGAGGGAUUAGUUACAGUCCAGUGGAUCAUCUUGUUGCUGAAAUUGGGAGGUUGAUUUCACAAUAUAAUGUCACUAACAAGGUUUGGUUAAUUGGAACUUCAAAUUAUCAAACUUUCAUGAAAAGCAAGAUGAAAAUGCCUUCUCUUGAGGUUCAAUGGAGUCUUCAGGCUGUUUCUCUUCCUUCUGCUGGACUUGGCUUGAGUCUGAAUGCAAACACCACCAGUGGGCAUGAAUCAAGGGUAAACUUGCCAAACAAGACGUGUGAAGACACUGUGGAUAGGAAGCCAUUGCUAAGCACUAAAGACGAAGGAGAUGAUGAUAUGGUGGUCAUGAAUUGUUGUGGAGAAUGCAACUCUAAUUAUGAAAAAGAAGCGGCCGCAGCCGCCACCACGAAUCGAACCUCCACUGUCUUACCGUUUUGGCUUCACCCUUCAACACAUUCAUCAACCCUUCACAAGGACAACUUAGUUGAGCUUAGAAGGAAAUGGAACAGGCUAUGCCAAAGUCUACACCAAGGAAGACACAAUCUAAACAAGAAUUACAUGAAUUCAUCAUCUUUGAAUAGCGACGAUAAUCAAGGGUCGGUUGCAAAAAGCUACUCCUAUAGCUCCUCAAGUCAUCAUCCUUUUUGGCCUAAAAACCAUAUUGAAUCCAACUCGACUUCAAUCUCUUUUGCUGAUACAUUGAAGCAUCAAAAUGGUGGUGGGGAGCGUUCUUAUCCCAGAUUCAGAAGACAACAAUCGUGUCACAUUGAUUUGAGUUUCAGCAGGACGAAUCAUCAGAAACUCGGUCAAGAACCAAACUUGGAUUGUCUCAAGAGUAGAGAAGAUGAUAAAGAGGUCAAAAUAACACUUGGUCUUGGAAAUUCGGUCAACGACUUGUCCAAACGACAAGAUGUUUAUAAGUGUUUGCAAGAAAAUGUGCCAUGGCAUUCUGAGAAAAUGCACUCGAUUGUUGAGUUUUUGAUGAGUUCAUCGUCUCCUAAAGCUACCAAGAAAGAUUCUUGGUUCUUGAUUGAGGGGAAUGACUCUAUAGGGAAGAAAAGAUUGGCGAUGGCGAUCGCGAAGGCCAUGUUUGGCUCGAGUGAUACGCUUUUAUGCUUUAACAUGCGUGGUCCAGUUCACAAAUUUGAAAAUCUCAAAAGGGGAUUGAAAGAUCAAGAAAAUGUUGUUGUGUUGGUGGAAGAUGCUGAUUUUGGUGAUGGGAGUUUUUUGAAAUCUUUGAGUGAUGGAUUUGAAAAUGGAAAGUUUGGUGAUCGUGGUGAAGUUAUAUUUGUUUUGAGCAAGGGUUGUGAUCAUGUUGAUGAUGAGAAAAGGAGCGGAAUGUCACCAGCUCAAAUGAAAUUGGUUGUAAAUGAGAUCAAUCCCAUCUCAAAAGCCGAUCAAAAGCGAAAACCCAAGUGGGAUUUGGAUGAACUAAGCAAGAGGAAAGUUCCAAGAAUGGAAGAGGCCGAAAUCAAGAAAGAUUUGUCUAGACAAUCAAGCUCAAACACUCUUGAUCUCAACAUCAAAGCGGAGGCACAAGAUGAUGAGAACAAUGGAAAUGUAUUAGAAUUUAGCCCGAAUUCAAGUGAUUUGACUCGUGAAAUGGAUGGUAGUCCCCAAAAUCCAUCCGGGUUUCUUGAAACAGUGAAAAACCAACUCGUGUUCGACCUAUCUCCAGCUCGAGAUAGCUUGAUGAGGGAGAGUUUCAUGUUCAAGAUGAAAGGGGUGUUUGAGGGUGUGUUUGGGAGCACAGAAUUUGAUUUGAAAGUGGAAGAGAUGGUGUUAGAUGAAGUUUUGCAUGGGUGUGGGGUAUACUUAAAUGGUUUGUUUGAGAAAUGGCUAAAAGAGGUUUUUCAAACAAGCUUAGAAGUUGUGAAAAAUGGGGGGAAAGGAGUAAAGAGUUUAAGGGUGUGUGUGGUGAUAGAUGAAAAAGAAGGGGGUGGGGUUGGUAUAGAAGAAAAGGAUGAGGGAUUCAUGGGUACGAAUCUCCCAAACAGCAUCAAAAUAUGUUAUAUUAUGUAGGUUUAUUUUACCUAGUAAAGUUAUGAAAUGUUCUAUAAAUCAGAUGUUCUAGUUUAAUCAGAAUUGUGUUUAUUUUUUUUUUUU